AUGACACUCACUGAAGAGCGGCGUAAAGCCGAAGGCGGCAGCAAGCUAAACGGGUCGAUUGUCCGCAGUGCCGCUGGCGCGAUGUGCGAGCGAGCCGGCUACGGGGGCUCGAUGGGCCACUUCCCCAUGAGCCACAUGACCGCGAUGGGCGCCAUCGGCACGAUGGGCGCGAUCGCGAUGAACGGCCAGCCGCAGCAGAAGAAGGCGCAGGAGGAGCACAUCAAGAGGCCGAUGAACGCGUUCAUGGUGUGGUCGCGGCUGCAGAGGCGGAAGAUAGCGCAGGACAACCCCAAGAUGCACAACUCCGAGAUAUCCAAGCGGCUGGGUGAGUUUACAUUU
This is a messenger RNA of Iphiclides podalirius (scarce swallowtail), 339 nucleotides long. The record is from the annotation of a GenBank genome assembly. Lineage: Eukaryota; Metazoa; Arthropoda; Insecta; Lepidoptera; Papilionidae.